AUGGAACGAGAAGGAAGAGGAGGCUCUUUAAUUCGUGGUUCGAUUGAACCAAUAGGUAUAAAGCCACCGAUUGUUAAGGUUGUUCGACAAGUUGAUUGCCACUGUACAUUGCACGAGAUUACAAAACAAGAGGUCACCUCAGACUCAAGCUCAAGGUGA
Messenger RNA from Dovyalis caffra, 159 nucleotides. The record is from the annotation of a GenBank genome assembly. Lineage: Eukaryota; Viridiplantae; Streptophyta; Magnoliopsida; Malpighiales; Salicaceae.